AUGGCUAGGAAUAACAAGAGGCUGCGAGCUUCGGCAGCAAGAGCCAGGCCUAGCAAGCGACAGCGCAACAGAAGGCUCCCCGGGUCUGCGGCAGGAAGGCCGAAUCGGUAUAUGAUGACUUCCGCAAUCACCCGUCAGUGGACGGCAGCAGAAGUAGCUGCCCACAUGGUGGGUAUACCUAACGGCGGCAACGCAGGGGCUUCUUCUGGCGCCGGGAACCAAGCAGCCGCCGACCCCCCUCGCACGCCAGCGAACCAGGACCUGCCGCCGCCGCCCUCGGCGGGGCCCAGCAACUGCGGGUCGAUGACGUCGUCGCGGUUCCGGGACGUGAUCAUGACGCUGCUGAGCGGGGACCGCCGCGCCGGCGUCGACUGCCAGACGCGGCGCAACAUCGUGGACGCCAUCGUGCGCGGGAGGCGGCGGACGCAGCUGUUCCGGCAGAGGCGGGACGACGAGGAGGCGCGGCGCAGCGAGGAGAGGAGGGAGCGCAGGGAGAGGAGGGAGAGGAGGAGAGAGGAGUAUCUGCGCCGGUGGCAGCUGCUAAGGGACCAGGCUGCUGCUGCUGCUGCUGCUGUUGCCGCUGGUGGUGGUGCUGAAGCUGGUGGUGCUGAAGCUGGUGGUGCUGAAGCUGGUGGUGCUGAAGCUGGUGGUGCUGGUGCUGGAGCUGGCCCUGGCCCUGCCGCUGACCCUGCUGUCAAUGUCGCCGACGCUCAAGCCGCCAGCCAGGCUCUCAACCAGGCCAUCAACAACCAAGGCCCUGCCCCGGCCCCCAGUGUCAUCGCCGCCAGCCAGGCGGGCUCGGGGAAUAUCCUGCCCAGCCCGAGCCCGAGCGCCAUCGAGUUCUACAUGGACGGCUCGUCGUCGUCGAACGGCGAUGGUUCUGACGAUGGCUCUGAUGAUUCAAGGGUGAAUCUGCUGCAGUUCAACAUCUUCAAUAUCGAGCGUAUUGAGACGUGCAAUAUUCGCGCUAAGUAG
This is a messenger RNA of Hypoxylon fragiforme, 975 nucleotides long. RefSeq lists its product as uncharacterized. The record is from RefSeq and is a predicted model, not a curated record. The transcript has a single exon. Bases 1 to 975 code for a protein of 324 amino acids. Lineage: Eukaryota; Fungi; Ascomycota; Sordariomycetes; Xylariales; Hypoxylaceae.